AUGGGCGAUAACUUGCCUGAGGAGUUUGAUGUGGUUAUUUUGGGCACUGGACUUCCAGAAUGCAUGAUUGCGGCUGCUUGCGCUCGUUCUGGCCUUAGUGUUUUGCAGUUGGACAGGAACGAUUAUUAUGGCGAUUUGUGGGCCUCCUUUAAUAUACAAACGAUCCAGAAUUGGAUAACUGGAGAUAGCAGGAAUCAUAAUGUGGCUCAAAUUAACCCUGAAUCUUUUCUGCUAAGUGGUGAAAAUUUCUUACCGCUUACAUGUCGAUCAUUUAUUGAGAAUGUUCAUCAGCAUUAUUUCCACGAUCAUGUUGAUGAUGCUCAGGAAUUGGAUAUUGUUUCAAGUUUGCAGAAUAUCGAUCCGCAAUGGCGAAAAUUCAGUUUGGAUCUUUUACCUAAGGUGUUAUUAAGUAGAGGUAAUAUGGUAAAGCUGCUGUGUGAUUCGGGUGUUGCCAAAUACUGCGAAUUUAAGUGUGUUGAUCGACUUCUAUGCUGUACAUCAGAUAAAAGUCCAAGUUCACUUGAAGUUGUUCCAUGUUCUCGCGGAGAAAUAUUUCGAAGUGGUGUUAUUUCAGUACAAGAUAAACGGCGAGUGAUGAGAUUUCUCCAGAAAUGCAUUGAAUGGCGGAAAGAUCCUGAUGAAACUGACGGCUGGAAAGAAUAUGCCGAAAAACCGUUUGAUGCUUUCGUGGAAUCUUUUGGCAUCGUGGGUCGUGCGAAAAAUAUACUUGCUGACACUUUAGCAAUAUUACACCCAUCAGCCAAAACUAAAGAGAUAAGUUGCCUAUGUUUGGAAGCAGUGUGGCAAUUUAUGGAAUCUGUUGGACGCUUUGGUGAUUCACCAUUUUUGUGGACACUAUAUGGUAGCGGGGAACUACCGCAGUGUUUCGCCCGACUAUGUGCUGUUUUUGGUGGAAUUUAUUGCUUAAAUCGUUCGGUUGAUGGUUUUGUCAUCGCUGAUGGGAGAAUAGUAGCGGUAGUGACCCAAGAUCAACGAAUCAGAUGUAACUACGUAAUCGCAAAUUUAUCAUACGUGCCACAGCAGCAUAUAAAUAUCUCGCUACAAACACGAUUGAAUCGAGUUAUUCUAAUCUCAGAUCGUUCUAUUCUAUCAGACCCGGAAAAAGAACAUAUUAGUGUAUUAAAUCUCACCAGUUUGAAAAAUGAUGCAACACCAUAUUUACUGGAAGCUGGAUAUGAGGGUUGCAUAGCACCAAAAGGAAAAUAUGUUACUCAUAUAACUGCUAGAAGUGAUGGCGUUGCAAGUACUAUUUUAAAUCCUAUCAUUGAUGUGUUUUUCAAUGUGACGAAGAAUGAAGAAAUGAAACCUCGAAUCUUGUGGUCCCUUUAUUUUGAUUUGGUUUUACCAUCAGUAAUUUCCCACACUUUGCCGACAAAUAUGCGAAUUGUUCCAAAUGUUAAUGAACAUUUAAAUUAUACCCAAAUUGUUUACGAGGUAAAAAAGAUUUUUGAAGAGCUCUGGCCGGAUCGCGAUUUUUUGCCAGCCGCAUUGGUUGAAGAAAACGAAAAAAGCGACGUUAAUGCACCAAAUUCUGAGGAGAAGCAGAAGGCCAUGGAAGAGGAGUAUUCUUGA
Molecule: messenger RNA, 1593 nt
Organism: Cercopithifilaria johnstoni
Lineage: Eukaryota; Metazoa; Nematoda; Chromadorea; Rhabditida; Onchocercidae
Source: the annotation of a GenBank genome assembly